AUGAGGCCUGAGAACCAGAGCUGCAUGUCUGAGUUUCUCCUCCUGGGGCUCCCCAUCCAGUCAGAGCAGAAGGGUGUGUUGUUUGCUCUGUUCCUGGCCAUGUACCUGACCACCGUGCUGGGGAACCUGCUCAUUAUUCUGCUCAUCAGGCUGGACUCUCACCUCCACACCCCCAUGUACUUCUUCCUCAGCCACUUGGAUUUCACUGACAUCUCUUUCUCAUCAGUCACAGCUCCAAAGAUGUUGAUGGACAUGCAGAUCCAGCACCUAUCCAUCUGUUAUAAGGGGUGCAUUUCACAAACAUAUUUUUUCAUAUUCUUUGCUGACUUGGACAGUUUCCUUAUCACUUCAAUGGCCUAUGACAGAUAAGUGGCUAUCUGUCAUCCUCUGCAUUAUACCACUAUCAUGAGUCAAAGUCUUUGUAUCAUGCUGGUAGCUGUGUGCUGGGUCAUUGCUUGUGCUUGUGCUCUUUUGCACACCCUCCUCCUCACCUGGCUUUCUUUCUGUGCUAAGUGCAUUGUCCCCUACUUCUUCUGUGACCUUGGUGUUCUGCUCAAGUUGUCCUGCUCAGAUAUGUCUCUCAACCAAUUGGUAAUCUUUACCGCAGGGUUUGCAGCCAUUAUGCUACCAUUUCUGUGCAUCCUGUUUUCUUAUGGUCAUACUGGGUUCACCCUCCUUCGGGGUCCCUCUACCAAAGGAAUCUGCAAAGCCUUGUCCACUUGUGGUUCCCACCUCUCAGUGGUGAUUCUCUAUUAUGGGACAAUUAUUGGUCUCUAUUUUCUUCCCUCACCCAGCAGUACCAAUGAUAAUAGCAUAAUUUCUUCAGUGAUGUACACAGUGCUCACUCCCAUGUUGAACCCCUUCAUUUAUAGCCUGAGAAAUAAAGACAUGAAAGGGGCCUUAAGAAGACUCUUGCAUAAGAAAACAUACUUUUCAAAUUGA
Castor canadensis (American beaver) is the source of this 942-nucleotide messenger RNA. Its product is annotated as olfactory receptor 1J1-like. Gene Ontology annotation, biological process: G protein-coupled receptor signaling pathway. NCBI's taxonomy places the organism in Eukaryota, Metazoa, Chordata, Mammalia, Rodentia, Castoridae. The record is from RefSeq and is a predicted model, not a curated record. Gene Ontology annotation, cellular component: membrane. Gene Ontology annotation, molecular function: G protein-coupled receptor activity; olfactory receptor activity.